Messenger RNA from Branchiostoma floridae (Florida lancelet), 1881 nucleotides. Its product is annotated as neurocan core protein-like. Gene Ontology annotation, molecular function: calcium ion binding; signaling receptor activity. The record is from RefSeq and is a predicted model, not a curated record. Bases 7 to 927 code for a protein of 306 amino acids. Lineage: Eukaryota; Metazoa; Chordata; Leptocardii; Amphioxiformes; Branchiostomatidae. The transcript has 7 exons.
CCAGCCAUGCGUCUACUCCUCCUGCAUGCUUGUAUUGUCAUCGUCUUGGUUGGCAACUCGGAUGCCUGGUUCAUCCUAGGUCCUGGGUUGAACAAACAUUCUAAGAAAAAGGAAACGGUCCCACGUGGCAGUGAGGUCAACACCGAAACAUCCAGAAACACUGGAGAAGAGCCCACCGUGCUUUCCGCUCAUUACACCGUGAACGGUGCGACCGUUCCUCCCAACCUGUACUGCACAAUUUGCCCAAAUGACAUCAGUGAGUGUAACGAAAACACUUACAAACAUGGGCACUGUGUGAGCCAAUCUGGCGGUGGCUACAACUGUACCUGCUCACCUGGAUGGACUGGGCAGAACUGUCAGCAAGACAUAGAUGAGUGUACCGGGAACCCGUGUCAACAUGGACAAUGUGUGAACCAAGAUGGCGGCUACAAAUGUACCUGCUCACCUGGAUGGACUGGACAGAACUGUCAGCAAGCCAUACAAUGUCAAAGUGGAUGGAGGGAACACAACAACCACUGCUACAAGUUGAUGAGAGACAAAGCGAGCUGGUCUACAGCAGAUUCUAUGUGUAAGACACAAGGUGCCAUCCUGGCCUCUAUCACAAGCAGCGCUGAGAACAACUUCAUCAAAGGUGUCAUCUCGAAUGCCCGCGAAAGUGUCUGGAUUGGACUUCAUAAGAAUGGGGGAUCUUGGAAAUGGGUUGAUGGUUCUGGAGUGAGCUACAAGAACUGGGACCAGGGUGAGCCUAACAACAGAUCCGGCUGGUUCAUUAGAGCUGGAGGGAAAUGUGCGAAUAUGAAAUCUUCGACCAACAGACGUUCGUUGUUCUCAAUGACACGUUUUUCGACACCCGGCAAAUGGGGAGGCAGCAACUGCAGCAACGGAUUCCAUUUCAUUUGCAAGAAGUCCAAAGACGUGACAUCCUAGUUGAUGUAAGAGGUACAAACCGGGACUGCAUAUUUGGGGCCCAAAAGCGACAAGGCUUGGAAUCAUCGAAGUGACCGAAGAAACAACAAUAGUGAAUAUAAAAGAAUCUUAAACCACUCUUGCAUUGAAGUAUUUUAGUUUUAGUAAAAUCGCAAUGUAGAACAAUGAAAUUAACAUUCAAAUAGAAGAUGCCAAAAGUCAUGGUCAAGUCCUUGACGUUGACUUUUAAUCUAACUGCACAAUCACGAAGCAUUUUAUUACAUAAGUUAACAGUAUAUGGUCUUGUUGCCCGACUAAGGUUGAACGCAAAACUAUGGAAUCUAACAAGCGUUAGCAGGCUGUUUUAUUUGUGUAUCAUAAAAAAUCACUUCUGUACACUGUGUAUUUUAGGUUGCCCAGAUUAGUAGCAAUUGUUGAUGAUAGUUUGACGUUUUACACAAUUUACACCUGGUUAUCAGCACAUUUUCAUCAAUGUAACCAACCCCUAAUAACGGACAAUACAAUAAACAGAUCCAGCUAGAUUUAAUAUCACUAUACAGUACUGCAUGAUAAAUGAAUAUAACUAAUUGUUUUAUCAACAGACAGAUGAGUUUUGUACUAUACCUAUUGCAUUUAUUAAGUGUGUUUAAAACAUUAGUGGUAUCACUUAUAUCACUUAUACUGAAUGCUACACAUUCAUCAUAAUUGGUAGCAAGACUACAGCAGGUUGUUACAAAUUGAACAUAGUAUCAUUGCAUACAAAAAGCAUGUGCGCUGAUAAAAGUGUAGAAGUUAAUGUGGGUGAUAGUUAAAAACGUAGUACAGCAAGCGUAAUGCAAUGUGUAUCAAGAGCACGAAAUUGAACUCUGCAUCGACUUAAAAUAAAAAGCUUUUGUGAGAACUGAACCAUGCUGUAAUACUGUCAAUUUUAUGUCUCUGUAGUUCAUAGCUUGACUCAUGAUUUUUUUUAAACGU